AUGGCUGGACAUGAGAUAGAAAUCAAAAAUAAGAUGAAGAGGCAGGAUGUCUUUGCCCGGAUCAGAGACCAGAAGAACAAAGAAAGGCACAAGUUGAGGAGCACAAGGGCGAAGGAGGAGAGAAGCAACCCGGAACUGAAGGCCAAGCGGCUGGCUGAGAACGUCCCGCAGACGAUUGACUCGAAGAGGGAGUACGAUGAGACGAUUGGCGCAGAGGUCGAGGACGACGAGGACGACCUAAUGCGGCACUUCAACAGCAAUAAUAAGGAUAUGCCACCGAAAAUAUUCCUGACUACGAAUGUGAAUGCUCGGAAGUGUGCGUACGAGUUCGCGAACGUGCUCAUCGAGGUGCUCCCAAACGUCACCUUUGUCAAGCGGAAGUUCGGUUACAAAUUGAAGGAGAUCGCGGAGAUGUGCAUAAAGAGAAACUUCACCGACAUGGUGGUCAUCAACGAGGACAAGAAAAAAGUGACAGGGCUGACGUUCAUGCAUUUGCCCGAUGGCCCCACUUUCUACUUCAAACUGAGCUCGUACGUGGAGGUGUUGAAAGUCCACGGCCACGGUAGAGCGACAAGUCACAUCCCGGAACUGAUCUUGAACAACUUCCAGACAAGACUCGGGAAGACCGUGGGGAGACUGUUCCAGUCGAUAUUCCCACAGGACCCGGAUUUCGAAGGCCGCCAGGUGAUCACGCUGCACAACCAAAGAGAUUACAUCUUCUUCAGAAGGCAUCGGUACAUCUUCAAAGACGAGGAAAAAGUUGGGCUACAGGAACUUGGACCACAAUUCACUUUGAAACUUAAGAGGAUACAGAGAGGCCUCCGUGAGGAGACCGAGUGGGAACACAAACCAGAAAUGGACAAAGACAAAAAGAAAUUCCACCUGUGA
Molecule: messenger RNA, 888 nt
Organism: Huiozyma naganishii CBS 8797
Lineage: Eukaryota; Fungi; Ascomycota; Saccharomycetes; Saccharomycetales; Saccharomycetaceae
Gene: RPF1
Product: rRNA-binding ribosome biosynthesis protein RPF1
Exons: 1
Coding region: 1-888 (295 amino acids)
Biological process (GO): maturation of LSU-rRNA; maturation of 5.8S rRNA
Cellular component (GO): nucleolus; preribosome, large subunit precursor
Molecular function (GO): rRNA primary transcript binding
Source: RefSeq, a predicted model, not a curated record